AUGGCCUCCGCAACUGCAAAGGCGAAAACGAAAGCGCCAGCGCUCUCAGAUCAGGAAAUCCAGCAGAAUUAUAUCAGAUUGCAGAAUGAGCUGCAGGCUUUUGCAAGGAAAAUUGGCGAGCUGGAAUCAGAGGCGGACGAGCAUACUCUCGUCCUAUCCACGUUGGACGAAGCGCUCGCUGAGGACCCCGAUCGAAAGUGCUUUCGUCUCAUCGGCGGUGUUCUGGUGGAACGGACAGUGAAGGAAGUCAAUCCUGCACUGAAAACGAACAGGGACGGGAUACACAAAGUAAUCGCGACCUUGGCGGAGCAGUAUAAGACCAAAGAGAAAGAGCUUGAUUCGUUCAAGAAAAACUACAAUAUUCGACCCGUCCAGGCAUAA
Molecule: messenger RNA, 381 nt
Organism: Cyclocybe aegerita
Lineage: Eukaryota; Fungi; Basidiomycota; Agaricomycetes; Agaricales; Hemipholiotaceae
Source: the annotation of a GenBank genome assembly